GCAGCUGCCAUGGGCUGCUCGUAUUGUUCCCAACCUUUUCCCCUACCUUAUCUCAUACAUACACUCAUACACACUGCACAUACACCAAGAUCCAAGAACCUUCAUUGUGCUCCCCUCCUCGUGAGCUAGCUACCUCCCAUUUCUGGCAUCUGUUAACCUUCAUCCGUCGGUUCAUCCAUGGCAUAAUCGCAUAUCAUAGUACACACAUCUAUUCCAGUUUUCCAAUCAUCCAAAGAAAUCUCGAGGCCCAUAUUAUAGUAAGCUGAUAGCCAUAGCCCUAAUUCUAUAUUCUCCAAAAAUAGCAGCUUAGUACUCUUGCGUGCUCUCCCGGUUCCCAGAAAUAGCAUACUAGUCAAAGUCAGCACCUUGGUGCCUCGAGCUCGGGAGGUUGGGAGGGAGCUAGCGCGCCAUAUCCAUGGAGUUCUCGCCAACCGCACCGGCCGGUGGCGAGGAAUCCCAGAGGGUUUGCGCGUCUUCCUCGGUGGUGGAGAAAGAGCACAUGUUCGAGAAGGUAGUGACCCCGAGCGACGUGGGGAAGCUGAACCGACUGGUCAUCCCCAAGCAGCACGCCGAGCGCUACUUCCCGCUCGAUGGCGCUGCCGCGGCGCUGGCAGCGGAGGGUAGCGGCGGCAAGGGGAUGGUCCUCAGCUUCGAGGACCGCGCGGGAAAGGCGUGGCGGUUCCGGUACUCGUACUGGAACAGCAGCCAGAGCUACGUGAUGACCAAGGGCUGGAGCCGCUUCGUCAAGGAGAAGCGCCUCGGCGCCGGCGACACCGUCCUGUUCGGCCGCGGGGUCGGCGACAGCGCGGCGCGCGGCCGCCUCUUCAUCGAUUUCCGCCGCCGGCGCCCGGCCGAAGCCUACAGCGCCACCGUAGCUUUCCCUCCGCCGGCGACGUCGUCUUUGUCACACCGGCUGCCGCUCCUCCCGUCUGUGCCGUUCUGCCCAUGGCGGCGGGACUUCGGCUUCGGAAGCACCUACGGCGUCGCCUCGGCCGCGUCGGGAUCCAACCGUCAUGUGCUAUUCCUGCGGCAACAGGUGCCCGCGGCUGUGGUGCUCAAGUCCGUGCCGGUGCGCGCCGCGGCGUCCGUACUGGAGCCGCCGACGAGGCCUAUGCCUAAGCGAGUCCGGCUGUUCGGCGUGAACCUCGAUAGCCCGGACACGGAAGACGGCGGCGCCUGCGGAGUCACGCCGAUGGUGACCUCGACGCUCCUGCAGCAGCUGCUGCCUUCCCCGUCGUCGUCAACGUCGUCGACGGCGGGUAAGGAGAGGCAGUGCUCCCUGGAUCUUGGAUUGUGAAUUCAAGGCCGGAUUAAAGAAUAGUACUGACACGCGAACUGAUCCAGAGAGGCAAUGCGUGAUUGGGGCAGCCUGCGUACGUAUAUAGCUCCUGCAUUAUGUGUAACAUUCAGAUCAGAUGGGUUGUUUCUUCAUUCUUGACGAUAUCCAUCCUUGCUUGUAUGAUUAUUUGCUUGCUUUGAUAAGUACACUAAUUAAUUAUUUUGUUCUUCAUUUUAGUCUGAGUUUUAUGUUGUAUCAAACCUCUCUCAACAUCUGCAUCAUGGGAUACAUUCACAGUUUCACACAACUAAA
This is a messenger RNA of Hordeum vulgare subsp. vulgare (domesticated barley), 1591 nucleotides long. Its product is annotated as putative B3 domain-containing protein Os10g0537100. Gene Ontology annotation, molecular function: DNA binding; DNA-binding transcription factor activity. The coding region runs from base 416 to 1297 and encodes 293 amino acids. The record is from RefSeq and is a predicted model, not a curated record. NCBI's taxonomy places the organism in Eukaryota, Viridiplantae, Streptophyta, Magnoliopsida, Poales, Poaceae. The transcript has a single exon.